AUGGCUUCACUCUGGCGACCACUCCGGCUACUGCCACCAUUGCAGUCGACACUAUCACAGUCCCUAGGUCUACGCGCCUGCACGCCACUUCAAUCGCGACUACUCCAUUCAUCACCAAUCUUCUAUGUGCGCAAACCGUCAAAGGCUGUAGUCAAGCCCAUCGAUGGCUCUGCGCCAACUCGCAAAAAGCAACACAAAGACGCCCUCAGAAAGAAGCAACCUGCCGAUGAGAAAGAUGAGAUAGAGCGCUUCAACGCCGAAUCUCCGACCUUGAUCUACGAAGCCACGAAAGCUCGCCAAUACGUUGCCUGGUGUCUGUUUGCAAGUUUGCUUCUUGGAUGCGUGGCUGCCAUGCAGAUUGGCUUCUUCACCACCGACCCUUCCAAGAGCGACUUGCGCAUCGCCAGUGUCUUCCUCCUCACUGCCUUGAUGUGGGCUAUCCUCGCUUCCUGGGCUGCUUUUGGAGCCAACGAUGUCAUCAAGAAGAUCUGGGCUAUCCCUUCUGCCACUGGGAAGCCACUCCUGCGUAUCGAACCAGUCAAGAUUGCUCUUGGCAAGCGCCCUUUGCCUUUCGACGUCCCUCUUGGUCGUGUAUUCUCUGACAAAGGUUUCACGGAAACCAUUGCCUACUUCAACGCUACCAGGGAUGUAAGGCGCAAGCCUGGUGUCCUAGAUGCUCUAUUUGGACCUGUCGGCACAAUCAUGUCUGCCAACAUGAAGAUGAUUCAGAGAAAGUCCUCGUUCGCUCAGCUGCGCGUGGCAGAUUCGGGUGUUUGGAAGGUAGAUCUCCGUGAUUGCAAAGUCCCCGACGGUGGCAAGAGUAUGUUAUUCUUUACUUGGUAUAUGCGAGAUCAUUUCACUGACAACUACCUCUAG
Molecule: messenger RNA, 876 nt
Organism: Aureobasidium vineae
Lineage: Eukaryota; Fungi; Ascomycota; Dothideomycetes; Dothideales; Saccotheciaceae
Source: the annotation of a GenBank genome assembly